CGCUCCCUCGGGCGGGCACAGAUUUCAGCACCGAGGACAGCGCUUCAUACAGACAGGACAGCGACGAUGUAACCGGAGCACCGUUACUCGAAUCGGAUCCCGACAUCAGCGCGCAGCAUUAUUUUAACUGCAACAAAAUAAAGAAAAAAAAUAUUCUUGGUCUGUUCAACGCUUCAGUACGAGUGGUGCAGUGCAGAGUCUGCAGACUGGACACAAAGCGAGACCUGCAGUUUCAACUCCGAGUCACAUAACGAUUGAACAUAAUGAGGGGCUGCGAUUAGAGUCGUUGAGAUCCAACAGCGCCCGCAUGCACGGACCGGUCCCAGUCCGCAGCACUGCCUACUAAUCUCGACUGGCAUGUACUGCGGGGUAUUUCAGCCAGGUACUCGAUGAAGAGCAGAUAAAGCCAGCGAGAGGAAACGACUCAUUCAUAUAAAACAGCAUCGGUCUAGUCGUACACAAUGCGUCUUUUUCUGCUUGCAGUAUUUUUUUCUUGCUCCUUUGCAAGGGGCGGCUGUGACCCCAAGAUCGUGAACAUCGGAGCCGUGCUGAGCACCAAGAAGCACGAGCAGAUGUUCAGGGAAGCGGUGAACCUCGCGAACAAGCGGCACGGCAGCUGGAAGAUCCAGCUGAACGCCACCUCCGUCACCCACAAACCCAACGCCAUCCAGAUGGCUCUGUCCGUGUGCGAGGACCUCAUCUCCAGCCAGGUGUAUGCGAUAUUAGUGAGUCACCCCCCAGCUCCGAAUGAUCACCUGACCCCGACUCCAGUGUCCUACACAGCAGGGUUCUACCGCAUACCUGUGGUGGGGCUGACCACGCGCAUGUCUAUAUACUCUGACAAGAGUAUCCACCUGUCGUUCCUGCGCACCGUGCCUCCCUACUCUCACCAAGCCCACGUGUGGUUCGAUAUGAUGCGCGUGUUCCGCUGGAACCACAUCAUCCUGAUCGUGAGCGACGACCACGAGGGCCGUGCGGCGCAGAAGAGGCUGGAGACGCUGCUGGAGGAGAAGGAGUCCAAGAAUAAAAAGAGGAACUAUGAAAACCUCGACCAACUGUCCUAUGACAACAAGCGAGGACCCAAGGCUGAGAAAGUUCUACAGUUUGAACCCGGAUCCAAAAACGUAACGUCACUGCUGCUGGAGGCGAAAGAACUGGAGGCCAGAGUGCUGAUCCUGUCAGCGAGUGAGGACGAUGCUGCCACAGUGUACAAAGCAGCCGCCGUCCUGAACAUGAGCGGCUCCGGGUACGUGUGGCUGGUGGGCGAGAGAGAGCUGUCAGGGAACGCCCUGCGAUACGCGCCUGACGGCGUGAUCGGACUCCAGCUCAUUAACGGGAAGAACGAGUCGGCGCACAUCAGCGAUGCCGUGGCCGUGGUGGCACAGUCCGUGCACGAGCUCUUUGAGAAAGAGAACAUCACAGACCCCCCGCGGGGCUGCGUGGGGAACACCAACAUCUGGAAGACAGGCCCUCUGUUCAAGAGAGUCCUGAUGUCCUCCAAGUACCCCGAAGGGGUGACGGGACGCGUGGAGUUUAAUGACGACGGCGACAGGAAAUACGCCAACUACAGCAUAAUGAACUUGCAGAACCGCAAGCUGGUGCAAGUGGGCGUGUACAACGGCAGCAACGUUUUAUUAAAUGACAGGAAGAUCAUCUGGCCGGGCGGGGAAACUGAAAAGCCGCGUGGAUUUCAGAUGUCGACGAGAUUAAAGAUAGUCACGAUACACCAGGAGCCCUUUGUCUAUGUGAAGCCGACCCUCCUGGAUGGGACCUGCCCAGAGGAGUUCACAGUAAAUGGAGACUUGAUUAAAAAGGUGAUCUGCACGGGCCCCAAUGAGACCAUCCCAGGUAACAAAACAGGACGCCCCAUUGUCCCGCAGUGUUGUUACGGUUUCUGCAUCGACCUGCUUAUCAAGCUGGCCAAGACGAUGAACUUCACAUACGAGGUGCAUCUGGUAGCUGAUGGGAAGUUUGGAACGCAGGAACGAGUGAACAACAGCAACAAGAAGGAGUGGAACGGGAUGAUGGGAGAGCUCCUCAGCGGUCAGGGAGACAUGAUCGUGGCUCCUCUGACCAUCAACAACGAGCGCGCCCAGUACAUAGAGUUCUCCAAGCCCUUCAAGUACCAGGGCCUCACCAUCCUGGUUAAAAAGGAAAUCCCGCGCAGCACCCUGGACUCAUUCAUGCAGCCGUUCCAGAGCACGCUGUGGCUGCUGGUGGGGCUGUCGGUGCACGUGGUGGCCGUGAUGCUGUAUCUGCUGGACCGGUUCAGCCCGUUUGGACGGUUCAAAGUGAACAGUGAGGAAGAGGAGGAGGAUGCCCUGACCCUGUCCUCAGCUAUGUGGUUCUCCUGGGGGGUGCUGCUGAACUCUGGGAUAGGAGAAGGGGCUCCCCGGAGUUUUUCGGCGCGGAUACUGGGGAUGGUGUGGGCCGGCUUCGCUAUGAUCAUCGUCGCCUCCUACACUGCCAACCUGGCUGCCUUCCUGGUGCUGGACAGACCAGAGGAGCGCAUCACCGGGAUCAACGACCCCCGGCUGCGAAAUCCAUCGGACAAGUUCAUCUACGCGACAGUGAAGCAGAGUUCAGUGGACAUCUACUUCCGUCGGCAGGUGGAACUCAGCACGAUGUACCGGCACAUGGAGAAGCACAACUACGAGAGCGCAGCCGAGGCAAUCCAGGCCGUCCGAGACAACCUGCUGCAUGCCUUCAUCUGGGACUCUGCGGUCCUGGAGUUUGAGGCGUCCCAGAAGUGCGACUUGGUCACCACAGGAGAGCUCUUCUUCCGCUCAGGCUUCGGGAUUGGGAUGAGGAAGGACAGCCCCUGGAAACAGAACGUCUCCCUCGCCAUCCUCAGUUCCCAUGAAAACGGCUUCAUGGAAGACCUGGAUAAAACCUGGGUGCGAUACCAGGAGUGCGAUUCCCGAAGCAAUGCCCCUGCGACCCUCACCUUCGAGAACAUGGCAGGUGUGUUCAUGCUGGUUGCUGGAGGUAUCGUGGCCGGAAUAUUUUUGAUAUUUAUUGAAAUUGCGUACAAGCGACACAAAGACGCACGGAGAAAGCAGAUGCAGCUCGCGUUCGCUGCCGUCAACGUCUGGAGGAAGAACCUGCAGGACAAUAAGGAGGCUCCAGGCAGGGAAGUACUUGGCCGAGCCGGGACUCCAAGAUUAACGUCUAUCUUUCUAGAGACACAGGAUGAUAGAAAAAGCGGUAGCGCAGAGCCCGACCCCGACCCCAAAACGAAAGCCACUUUUAGGUCCAUCAGUACCACCCUGGCCUCCAGCUUCAAGAGACGUAGGUCCUCCAAAGACACGCAGUACCACCCAACGGACAUCACAGGCCAGCUGAACCUCUCCGACCCGUCAGUCAGCACUGUGGUGUGAGAGCCCUGUCCUGGGAGUCUGCAGACACAUCACUCACACUCCACAGUCCACACUCCACACUCCACACUCAUACACACACACUCACACUCCACACUCAUACACCCACACCCACACUCACUCACACUCACACUCACACUGCUCCACAGUGACUGGAAACCAGCAGCAACAAAGAGGAGCUUUAUACAAACUGCUUCUAUAAUGCACUCAAUGUUUUGCUAAAAGACAAGCUAUUUUUGGGAAUAAUUGUUUUAAAAAAUGCAAAAGCUGCAGCAUACUUGCACUCUUCACUUCACCUACACAAGUCCUUUGUCACCAUCAUAAAAACUUGAAAUGGAAAUGUGAGAAAUACAGGGGCUGAACUCUCCAUACUGUUUAACUGCUGUGUUCUGUUACUCUACAAGGCAGAGUAACAGAACAGCUCCUUAUCUGCAGUGUGCCUCUCAUAAAAAACACAAACUACAAUGUUUUUUUGUGAACAUUUUAGAAAAAUACGCCUUUGUUUCAUUGACAGCGUAACCAAUUGAACAUUGUGUCAUGUAGGCAGGCUGAAUAGGAUGUCUUACCAAUGUGUGUUUGUAUUUCUAUAAAUGAACCGUGAUACAGUUUCAUAGUGAAUGUUUUCUUUUGGUUUCUGAUGUGGUAUAAUAUUGCUAUAAAGACAUAAGAUGAAAUGAACAUUGGAGUGAAAUGGACAUGGCCGGGUCUAGAGGGGGAUAUUAAAAAGGGAGACAGCAAGUCUGCCGUAUAUUUUGUUAAUUCAGAUCUAUUUUUGCACAGUAAAUGGUUAGUGCAAUACCAAGCUUAGUGGCAGUUUACACUACAGGGGAGUAAUAAGCACUUGAUAUGCUAGCAGGCUUGAACCCAGAUCUUGGUACAGUAGUGUUUGCAGGCUUGAACCCAAAUCUUGGUACAGUAGUGUUUGCAGGCUUGAACCCAGAUCUUGGUACAGUACAGUGUUUGCAGGCUUGAACCCAGAUCUUGGUACAGUAGUGUUUGCAGGCUUGAACCCAGAUCUUGGUACAGUACAGUGUUUGCAGGCUUGAACCCAGAUCUUGGUAUAGUACAGUGUUCACAGGCUUGAACCCAGAUCUUGGUACAGUACAGUGUUUGCAGGCUUGAACCCAGAUCUUGGUACAGUACAGUGUUUGCAGGCUUGAACCCAGAUCUUGGUAUAGUACAGUGUUCACAGGCUUGAACCCAGAUCUUGGUACAGUACAGUGUUUGCAGGCUUGAACCCAGAUCUUGGUAUAGUACAGUGUUCACAGGCUUGAACCCAGAUCUUGGUACAGUACAGUGUUUGCAGGCUUGAACCCAGAUCUUGGUACAGUACAGUGUUUGCAGGCUUGAACCCAGAUCUUGGUAUAGUACAGUGUUCACAGGCUUGAACCCAGAUCUUGGUACAGUACAGUGUUUGCAGGCUUGAACCCAGAUCUUGGUAUAGUACAGUGUUCACAGGCUUGAACCCAGAUCUUGGUACAGUACAGUGUUUGCAGGCUUGAACCCAGAUCUUGGUACAGUACAGUGUUUGCAGGCUUGAACCCAGAUCUUGGUAUAGUACAGUGUUCACAGGCUUGAACCCAGAUCUUGGUACAGUACAGUGUUUGCAGGCUUGAACCCAGAUCUUGGUACAGUAGAGUUUGUUUCUGGGACACUCAGCUGUGUUUGAUAUGUUGUUCAUUGUGCUGUGUAGCAGUAAACAUACCGGCAGGAAAGCUUCAAUAAGACACUGAAAAGUAUUCCUGCGCUUGAUGUUCAUGAAGGUAUGUAAAUAUGAAGUGCUGCGUUUCCAUUUCAAUGCGUUCUCUUGUGUAUAUAUGAAGCCCUGUCUAUACCAUUACUGCAAUUGGAUUCUAAUGCUAGUUAACUUCUACAGUAUGUUCAUGUAUGAUUGUACUGACACGCUAUACUGUGUUUAAUAGGCUUUCAUCUGGAUGUUUAGAUUAGAUUUUCUGCACCAUCAAUGCUAUAUAUCACAUCAUUAAACUAUAAUGGAAUUGCUUUGCCUGUUUUAAAGAAAUAUUAUGUAUCUCUAUAUAAAUGUAAAUAAUUUGGAUGUGCCAUCCUUAUGACCUGAAAUAAAUGUCCUUUGGGUA
Messenger RNA from Acipenser ruthenus (sterlet), 5473 nucleotides. Its product is annotated as glutamate receptor ionotropic, NMDA 1. The transcript has 23 exons. The coding region runs from base 462 to 3380 and encodes 972 amino acids. Lineage: Eukaryota; Metazoa; Chordata; Actinopteri; Acipenseriformes; Acipenseridae. The record is from RefSeq and is a predicted model, not a curated record. Gene Ontology annotation, molecular function: NMDA glutamate receptor activity. Gene Ontology annotation, biological process: ionotropic glutamate receptor signaling pathway; chemical synaptic transmission; monoatomic ion transport. Gene Ontology annotation, cellular component: plasma membrane; synapse; NMDA selective glutamate receptor complex.